GAUUUCGCCCAGAGGUUUAAGACGCCCGCUUCUCAUGCAUUAGACUGCGGGUACGAAUCCUACCAACGGCAAGUACCAAUGUGACUUUUUCCGAGUUAUAUGUACUUUCUAAGAUUGUUUAGACACCACUGACAAACGGUGAAGGAAAACAUCGUGAGGAAACCUGGGCUUAUAACUUCUAAUUAUAAGUUUGAAAUUGCCAACCCGCAUUGAGCAAGCGUGGUGAUUAAUACUCAAACCUUCUCCGUGUGAGAGGAGGCCUUUGAUGAACUCAAUGGCUAUUGAUAUGAUUUGUGAACUACUGAAUGACUCCUGAUUGUAUUUCUUAUAACAGGCGCUGAUCGGAUUCGGAGAGGUAUCCAGCCUCGAUUUCAAAUGUGGCGGUUCCAUUAUCAGCGAAAAAUUCGUCUUGACAGCGGCUCAUUGUUCAAUUUCAACAAUGGCGAUGGAAUUGAGCCAGUACAUCGUGCCUGCUUGCCUUCCCACAGAGCCGGUAGAGGACGCUAAAGCUGUCGUAACAGGAUGGGGUCCAAUUCACUACAAUACUAAAGUAUCGGAUAUUCUUCAAAAGGGUGACAGUGGGGGUCCCCUUCAGAUUAAAAGUGAUAAAAUAAAUUGUAUGUACAUAGUGGUUGGAGUGACUUCGCAUGGAAGAAAGGUUUGCAGUACUCCUGAUUCGGCUGGAGUGUACACUAAGGUCGAUUCUUACGUGCCGUGGAUCGAGAAUAUCGUCUGGUCAAAUUAAUUGUCCUCAUUUUUUAUUAAAUGGUUUUAUUUGGCUUGCUUUUGUUUUUAUCUAUAUCUGUACAUAUAAUAAAUUCUGUUCAUUUAAAGUAUUAAAAAUUAAGUAGUGUUAA
This is a messenger RNA of Spodoptera littoralis (African cotton leafworm), 857 nucleotides long. The record is from the annotation of a GenBank genome assembly. NCBI's taxonomy places the organism in Eukaryota, Metazoa, Arthropoda, Insecta, Lepidoptera, Noctuidae.